AUGAUAACUAAUUGUAUUAUUCAUAGCUUAGUACUAAUAUUAACAUUUCAAGUGAUUUGUGUUGUCUUAGUAGACUUUGAUUCACAAAUAUGUGAAUCAUUACCUAAAUUCAAUGACACUGUUAGACAACAAAUAGCUGAUAUCUCCGGUGAUAUACAAAAAAUAAUUGAUUUUGUAGUCAAUGGCACAGACAGUGGUGUCACAUAUAAUGAAUUGGCAAAGUUUGUCGAUCAGUUCGGUCCCAGAUUUGUGGGCACCAAAAAUCUUGAGGACUCUAUCGACUAUAUGGUAGAUCUGUUAACGAGUGAACAACACGACAAAGUGUAUACAGAAAAUCUUACUGUUCCUGUUUGGAUUCGUGACAAGGAAUGGGCACAAAUGAUAAGUCCCAGAAUCAAACCAUUAAACAUAUUAGGUUUGGGAUACAGUGUGGGAACAAACGGAUCGGUAGUUACAGGCGAUGUAAUGAUUGUUAAGACGUUUGAUGAACUCGACCGUCGAUCCAAUGAAGCAAAUGGAAAGUUUGUUGUCUAUAAUUUUGAUUACAUGGGUUACGAACAUUCAACUAAAUAUAGAGGUCUAGGAGCCAAAUAUGCGGCACAGUAUGGAGCUAUUGGUGCUCUGAUUAAAUCAAUUACUCCGUUUUCAAUAGAGACACCACAUGCUGGUGCAGGAAAGCCAUUAAAUGACAUAAAUGUACCUAAAAUACCGGCCGUAAGUAUUACGAUAGAGGACGCGGAGCUGUUUGAAAGAUUAACGGCUAGAGGCUUAAAUGUUACGGUUAGCCUCUAUAUGGAGGCUCAUAUGGAAAAGGAUGGUCUGUCCAGGAAUACCAUUAGUGAAAUCACUGGAACAGUCAAACCAGAAGAGAUAGUUAUCAUAUCUGGACAUUUGGACUCGUGGGAUGUGGGACAGGGAGCUAUGGAUGACGGUGGUGGUGCUUUUAUCUCGUGGCGUGCACUGUCUGUCAUCAAAAAGUUAGGGCUAAGACCAAAACGAACGAUGCGAUCGGUUUUAUGGACCGGAGAAGAAAUGGGAUUUAUUGGUGUUGAGGCCUAUGUUAAGCAACAUAUAAAUGAGUUGAAUAAUAUCAGUAUAGCUAUGGAGUCGGACAGCGGGACUUUCACACCUAAAGGUAUCGGCUAUUCGGGACAAAACCCGAUGGCUCAGUGUAUCAUUAGUGAGAUACUCAAGUCAUUCAAAUCAAUCAAUGCCACCAACUUUUCGGUUAACGCCGAGGUGUCCGAUAUAUUUGUUUUACAGAAUAAAGGGGUUCCGGUGGCCGGUCUGACCAAUCAUAACGAUAAAUACUUUUACUUUCAUCACACAUCCGGCGAUACAAUGACAUUGGAGAACUCGCGUGAUCUCGACUUAUGUACAGCCGUAUGGGCGGCCACUUCGUAUGCUUUGGCCGCCAUUGAUGAUCAAUUACCCCGAUAA
Messenger RNA from Oppia nitens, 1440 nucleotides. RefSeq names its product carboxypeptidase Q-like. The transcript is spliced from 6 exons. The record is from RefSeq and is a predicted model, not a curated record. Gene Ontology annotation, molecular function: metallodipeptidase activity. Lineage: Eukaryota; Metazoa; Arthropoda; Arachnida; Sarcoptiformes; Oppiidae. Gene Ontology annotation, biological process: proteolysis; peptide catabolic process. Bases 1 to 1440 code for a protein of 479 amino acids.